AUGGCGGAGCUGCUCGGCGUAUUGAGCUGGAGAAGGAGAGAGAGAGAGAGAGGGCGGAGGGCGGGCUCGCCUGCCCCGGCUUAUGGGGAGAACGGAGCUCCUGGGUCUUUCAGUGGUAUAAGAAGUGACUAUUUUUGCUUAUUUAUGGCUGUUUGUCUACAACUGCUGCUGCUGCAACAUAUGCUAGUGUUUGAGUCCUCACUCAUUACAGCUGUUGGCAUUGAUGCAAUACCUUUUUCUGUAGCUAGUGGCUGUUGUGGCAGUUGCUCAAUGCCACUGAAAAUUGGAAGAUCAGUUGGCAAAGCAGAACGAGCCUGUCGAAGGUUAAAGCCUGAUGUAACAUUUUCAAAUGGAUCCGUAGUCUAUACACUUGUAGUGGGAUCAAAACCAAAUAGGAAGCUGACAUUCCUGUACUUGGCCAACGAUGUCAUACAGAACAGCAAAAGGAAAGGACCAGAAUUUACAAAAGACUUUGCUCCAGUAAUAGUGGAGGCUUUUAAGCAUGUUUCAAGCGAGUCUGAUGAGAGUUGUAAGAAACACCUUGGCCGAGUGCUUUCUAUCUGGGAAGAAAGGUCUGUUUAUGAAAAUGAUGUAUUAGAACAACUUAGGCAAGCUUUGUAUGGAGACAGAAAAGUGAGGAAACGCACAUAUGAACAGAUAAAAGUUGAUGAAAACAGCUGUUCACCUCGAAGUUCUCCCACUGACCCUCCGCAGACCACAGAUCUCAUUAGAGCAUUACAAGAACUAGAAAAUGCUGCCUCUGGGGAUGCAGCAGUUCAUCAGAGAAUAGCUUCUUUGCCUAUAGAGGUCCAAGAUGUGUCCCUGUUAGACAGAAUAACAGAUAAGGAAUCUGGAGAGCAACUUUCCAAAAUGGUAGAUGAUGCAUGUAUGUUGCUGGCGGAUUACAAUGGCAGGUUGGCAGCUGAAAUAGAUGAUAGAAAACAGCUAACUCGAAUGUUGUCAGACUUUCUCCGAUGUCAAAAAGAAUUCCUUGCAGAGAAAGAACAUAAGCUGGAAGAGUACAAACGCAAGCUAGCCAGAGUGUCCCAAGUACGGAAAGAACUCAGAUCACGCAUCCAGAACCUGCCUGAUCUUUCUCGACUUCCCAACGUCACGGGCAGCCAUGUACACCUACCGUUUGCAGGAGACAUCUACAGCGAUGAUUGA
Messenger RNA from Cariama cristata (Red-legged seriema), 1167 nucleotides. RefSeq names its product regulation of nuclear pre-mRNA domain containing 1A (gene RPRD1A). The record is from RefSeq and is a predicted model, not a curated record. Gene Ontology annotation, cellular component: RNA polymerase II, holoenzyme. Gene Ontology annotation, biological process: mRNA 3'-end processing. Gene Ontology annotation, molecular function: RNA polymerase II complex binding. The coding region runs from base 1 to 1167 and encodes 388 amino acids. Lineage: Eukaryota; Metazoa; Chordata; Aves; Cariamiformes; Cariamidae. The transcript has 9 exons.